UCCUUCCUCACUUUCUCGCUCCUGAAAGUGCGAGAAAAUUAGAGGGAAAGUGAAGGAAAGCCACAGAUAAGAAAGCAUAUCAAGUUUGUCUUCCCGUUGGAAGAAUUUUAUAUAUAUAUAUAUAUAUUUAUAUACACACACACGCGGGUUAUUCGCUCUCUUCUUGUUUCUUGAUCAAAUUGGAGUUCUGUCUGGUCCGUUCACCGAUCGCAGCCACCAGCCAUGUCGUUCAGAUUCAGAGGGCCAAAUGCCUCUUCCGGCAUGGGCGUGGCGGAUCACAGCAAGAACACGUUUCUGGAGCUGAAGAGGAAGAAGAUCCAUCGCUACGUGAUCUUCAAAAUCGAUGAGAACAAGAAGGAAGUUGUGGUGGAGAAGACCGGCGGUCCGGCCGAGAGUUACGACGACUUCGCCGCUGCUUUGCCGGAGGACGAUUGCCGAUACGCGGUCUAUGAUUUCGACUUCGUGACUUCCGAGAACUGUCGGAAGAGCAAGAUUUUCUUCAUUGCAUGGUCUCCAGCGAUCUCCCGGAUUCGGGCCAAGAUGUUGUACGCGACGUCGAAAGACAGGAUUAAACGAGAGCUUGAUGGCAUCCAUUACGAGAUUCAGGCCACCGAUCCUACAGAGAUGGAUCUUGAAGUUCUCAGAGAUCGUGCUCGCUGAUUAGGCGAUUGAAGUUCAAGAUCUCUUGGAUUUGAGAAGAAGAGAUGAACAAAGUUCAAAGCUUUUUUAAUUUGCGAAGUUAUGGAUGAUGGCUUCCGGUUUGUUUAAGCCAUCAACAAGAGAACCAAGGAAGCCGAGAAGCAGCUGUGGCCUAAUAUGUUUUACUUGUUAUCUGGUUGUUGCUUCUGUUGUAUUUGUACUCUCAAAAACACUUUUAGACUUCUUUGCUUAAUCAAAUAAAAUGCGAGGAACCAAGAGAAAAUCCCUCUGAAUUUGGAGGGAAAAUGAA
Messenger RNA from Diospyros lotus (date-plum), 949 nucleotides. RefSeq names its product actin-depolymerizing factor-like. Gene Ontology annotation, cellular component: actin cytoskeleton; cytoplasm. The record is from RefSeq and is a predicted model, not a curated record. Gene Ontology annotation, biological process: actin filament depolymerization. Gene Ontology annotation, molecular function: actin filament binding. The transcript has 3 exons. The coding region runs from base 223 to 660 and encodes 145 amino acids. NCBI's taxonomy places the organism in Eukaryota, Viridiplantae, Streptophyta, Magnoliopsida, Ericales, Ebenaceae.